Molecule: messenger RNA, 2113 nt
Organism: Cuscuta campestris
Lineage: Eukaryota; Viridiplantae; Streptophyta; Magnoliopsida; Solanales; Convolvulaceae
Source: the annotation of a GenBank genome assembly
CGCAUGCUGUUUUUUAUUUAAACAAAGAAUGAAUAUGACCGACCCCAUGGCGUUGAAUUUGCAAUUUCUGCCCCACUAAACCCCACCAACUCCUAGUGGCAAUAAUGCAAUUAUUACAAGUCCAUUUCCUCCCCUUCUUCUUCUCAGUCCGCAUUUAUAUGCAUCAAUCUUCCUCCCUCUCUCCCCACUCCACACAUUAUCCUUCUGUCUAUCUAUCUUUAAAUCUCCCCUCCGCUCAAGUUCGAAUCCGUAUCUCUCCCAUUCUUCUCCUUCUCCUCCUCCAAUGUCCCCUAUUCAUUCCCCCCUAUAAUUUAUUCUCUGCUCUGCUUUUAAUUUCGUCCUCACCACCCAUCAUAUCGAUCUAUCUCCAGAAUUCCAGACCAGUUUUAAUUAAUUAACUAAUUAAUCUGGAUCUUCUCAAACCCCACAUUCUUCCUUAAUCGCACCAUUAUAAAAACCUAAUCAGCAUGUAACUCUGAUUAAUCGCCUUUUUUUUACUCCCCCCCCCAAAAAAAACAAAAAAAAAAUUUGUUUAGUAAUUAGUUGUGUCGUCGGUUUUAUUCAUCUGCUGAGGAAGAGGGACAUGCCGGAAUCUGAGGGAGGAACUCCGACGGCGUCUGCGCCGGCGACUCCGGGGACGCCGACUCCGCUAUUCACCGCCCUGCGGGUGGAUUCGCUGUCUUACGACCGGAAGUCGAUGCCCCGGUGCAAGUGCUUGCCUUUCGACGCCCCCACUUUUGGGACGCCUCACUCCUGUCUCCUCCCCGACUUCCCCGCCCCGGACGUCUCCCUCUCCCGCAAGCUAGCGGCGGAGUUCGUGGGAACAUUCAUCCUCAUAUUCGCCGCAACAGCGGGACCCAUAGUGAACCAGAAGUACAACGGCGUGGAGUCGCUGAUCGGAAACGCCGCAUGCGCCGGGCUUGCCGUCAUGAUCGUCAUCCUCUCCACCGGCCACAUUUCCGGAGCUCAUCUCAACCCGUCCCUCACCAUCGCCUUCGCCACGCUCCGCCACUUCCCGUGGGCCCAGGUGCCCGCGUAUAUAGCGGCGCAGGUGUCUGCGUCCAUAUGCGCAUCCUUCGCUCUCAAAGGCGUCUUCCACCCCUUCAUGGCCGGCGGCGUCACCAUCCCUUCUGUCGGCACCGCCCAGGCUUUCGCCCUCGAGUUCCUCAUUACUUUUAAUCUCCUCUUCGUCGUCACCGCAGUUGCCACCGAUACUCGAGCGGUGGGAGAACUGGCAGGCAUUGCUGUUGGAGCUACCGUUAUGCUAAACAUCCUCGUAGCCGGGCCGUCGAGCGGUGGUUCGAUGAAUCCAGUGCGUACACUUGGGCCGGCAGUGGCAGCAGGGAAUUACAAGUCAAUAUGGAUAUACCUUGUGGCACCCACGCUCGGCGCCCUCGCCGGAGCCACCAUCUACACGGUGGUUAAGCUUCGAAAAGAGGAUGCACCCGUCAGCCACCCCAGGAGCUUCCGCCGCUAGCUAGCUAGCUAGCUAAUUAUCAGGCCGCUCCCGGGCCCGGCAUGUAUCCAUCGGAAAAGCAUAUUGUAAAUAUAUAAUUAUUUGCCAUCCAGUGAUCGACUUCAAGUUGUGUUUCCUACCGGUACGUUGUGCUAAGGUAUGUGUCGUCGUCGUCCUCUUAUCAGAAUAAAUUUGCAUGACAACACCAUCAUGUAAUCGUGUGUCAAUAAUGAAGUGGAGUGUGUGGUACAUACUCAAACUAUAUAUUCACUUGUGAGAUGCUGUGAUAUAUUAUACUGUACUCUAUGUAUGUAAAUUGUGUUUCCAAAUUAUCGACUUCAAUUACCUAUAUGUUAAUUUUUCAUCCAUCAUACUUAGGCUCUGCUAGGGAUGGUUGUCGUGUUCCGGACGGACACCUAGGCUUCCCACCGCCACAUCAAAGCCUUCUCGUCCGAGAGGGCUCAAAAUAUUAAUUUUGGAUCGGGUCAAUUUCAUUUUUUCAUUUUUCGAGACCGGCCUUAGGGGGCGAUGUCCCCGCAGGGUACAGCUGCCACGCAGCUUCCAAUUCAUGUUCUCCCUUGUCGUGACCAUACUGCCUAUGCAAUGAGAUUAGGAGUGAUUUAUUAAGAGGAUUUUCCAUAAAUAGCAUCAUAUGUU